Molecule: messenger RNA, 1933 nt
Organism: Punica granatum (pomegranate)
Lineage: Eukaryota; Viridiplantae; Streptophyta; Magnoliopsida; Myrtales; Lythraceae
Source: RefSeq, a predicted model, not a curated record
AGCUUAUAAGCAACUCCAACCGCUUUCUCCUUCUCCUUCCCUCUCUCCCUCUCUCUCUCUCUCUGCAUGAAGUAGAUUGUUUGCGAGCUCCUUAAAUUCUUGGAAGGAAGAUUGGAAAUUUCCUGAAGGAGCGGACUGCAAAUGACACUUCGCCCAUCUGAUUGAGAGUCAUCAGACGACGCAUCUGGGUAUGGAAAUCCUCUCAUACAACUCUGCACGAUGUAGUAGUGUUGUUAAGUUGAGAUCGAAUUCGGCUGACAGAAUCUCAAAUACGAAGAGAUCAAAGAUUUCUGGUAGUAAAAGGUGUAAGCUUUUGUUCCCGCUAAGGGACUUUGGAAAUGGUUCUUUUAGAUAUUCGGCUGCAGGGCGAAUCGGCUCGAACAAUUCUAAGAUCCCGAGAAGUUCCCAUCUACUGGUCUCAAAUGGAAGCUAUGAUGGGUAUGUGGUCGGAAGCGAAGAGGAUUUGAGCAGUGUUUCAGAAGACGGGAAAUCGAUUCCUAAGGUUCUAAUCCCAGGCUUGCCUGAUGAAUCAAAUGGUGAAUGCAGAGCUCCCAUCAGUAGUUGUUUCUGGGAGUGGAAGCCAAAACUGAAUGUUCACUACGAGAAAGCGGGGUGUGAGAAUUUAAAAUCUCCUGCCAUUUUGUUCCUUCCAGGUUUUGGUGUCGGUUCUUUUCAUUAUGAGAAGCAGCUGAAGGAUCUCGGACGCGAUUACAGAGUUUGGGCGCUCGAUUUUCUCGGGCAGGGCAUGUCUUUACCCUGUGAGGAUCCCACACCAGGACUGAAGGGACAGAAAGAAGAUGCUGAGAGGAAAGAUUCAGUGUGGGGCUUCGGGGAGGAAACCGAGCCGUGGGCAAACGAGCUUGUAUACUCUGUGGAUUUGUGGAGGGACCAAGUCCGUUAUUUUGUGGAAGAGGUAAUUGGAGAACCUGUUUAUGUAGUUGGAAAUUCACUGGGAGGAUAUGUUUCAUUGUACUUUGCUGCAUGCAACCCACAAUUGGUGAAGGGCGUGACCUUACUCAAUGCAACCCCAUUUUGGGGAUUUCUGCCUAAUCGCUCUAGAUCUCCAAGACUCGCUAAAGUUUUUCCAUGGGCUGGGACAUUCCCUCUCCCUCCAAGAGUCAGAAAGCUCACUGAACUUGUUUGGCAGAAGAUCAGCGAUCCAAAAAGCAUCGCAGAAGUUCUAAAACAGGUUUAUGCGGAUCAUUCCACGAAUGUCGACAAAGUCUUUGCUCGUAUUCUCCAAACGGCACAACAUCCUGCUGCUGCCGCCUCAUUUGCCUCUAUUAUGUGUGCUCCUCAGGCACAGCUAUCCUUCAAUGAGGCUUUGUCCCAGUGUCAGGCCCAGAAUGUGCCUGUGUGCCUCGUGUAUGGAAAAGAAGACCCGUGGGUGAAGCCUGUGUGGGGGCGUCAGGUGAAACGGCAGAUUCCAAAUGCCCCUUACUAUGAAAUCAGUCCUGCAGGUCACUGCCCUCACGAUGAAGUUCCUGAGGUGAAACAUCACGAUGCAAGAAUGACUAAUGCCAUGCUUAGAAGCAUGAUAAGCAUCACAGGUGCGUAAUGUGUAUGCAGGUGGUGAAUUAUUUAUUACGAGGAUGGAUAAAAAGCCUUGAGGCAGAGGGUUCGAUCUCGUUACCUCUGCUGGAUGACGUGGAAGCUCCUCAGAACAGCAUCAUCCGAGACUUGGAAUUUGUCCGUGAAGGAGCAAAGAAAUCUCUGAAAGUGAGGGUUGUCGAAUCUAAGUCUGAGUUGUGGAAUAGGAUAAGCUCCUUUAUUGAAUCCCGCCUCGGGAAAGUCAAAUUGAAAUCUUGAUGGAAGAGCAAACUUGAAAAGUCUUUUGCAUAUUUAUAUUGUGUAGAUAUCGAAAUGUAAAGAUGUGAUUGGAUUUCUUAGAACCGUGAUUGCCAAUGGUAACUUUUAUUGCUGUGAUUCAUUA